CGUCAGGUAUCAAUCAUGCGUUUAGCAAGCUUGAUAAGCUCGCUGCAGGCUGCUGAUGCUCGUGUCCGAGAUGAGGCGUGUUGUGGAGAGGACGGAACCGCGAUGGGGUGAGGCGUGAGGUGAAGGAAGCAGACGGGACGUCCAGGAAUUUGCGUAGAAAUGAGUUUUUUGGGCACGGUCCGUUAGAGAGGCUUGAUGUCAAAGCGCACACGGGAGCAGCUGGACGCGGCCCAGCUGCGCUCGGACAGACGGCGGCCUAAAACCCAGCUCCCCGGUGUGCGCCCGAACGCAUCAUGAUGCCUUCCAAGGUGUCAUGCCUGUACCUGCUGACGGUGGUGUGCUGGGCCAGCGCUCUGUGGUACCUGAGCGUGUCUCGGCCCACAUCCGCCUACGUGGGCCACGUGUCUCUGUCCGUGCGCAAAACAGCCAGAGCCGCCAAGAACGUCACCUUCACCAACAUCCGAACGCGACCCCUCAACCCGCACGCCUUUCCCUUCGUCAUCAACGAGCCCAAGAAGUGCGAGGAGCGCGCCCCCUUCCUGGUGGUCCUCAUCAGCACCACGCACAAGGAGUUCGACGCCCGCCAAGCCAUCCGUGAGACCUGGGGCGACGAGAGCACCUUCAGCGACCUGCGCGUCCUCACCAUCUUCCUGCUGGGCAGGAACACGGAUCCCAUCCUCAACCGGAUGGUGGAGCAGGAGAGCCAGAUCUUCCACGACAUGGUGGUGGAGGACUUCAUCGACUCGUACCACAACCUCACCCUCAAGACCAUGAUGGGGAUGCGCUGGGUGGCCACCUUCUGCCCCAAGGCGCAGUACAUCCUGAAGACGGACAGCGACGUCUUCAUCAACAUGGACAAUCUCCUGUACAAGCUCCUCAAACCCAGCAGUAAGCCGAGGAAGCGGUACUUCACCGGCUACGUCAUCAACGGGGGGCCCAUCAGGGACAUGCGCAGCAAGUGGUACAUGCCCAGAGACGUGUACCCCGAGAGCAAGUACCCGCCCUUCUGCUCGGGCACGGGCUAUGUCUUCUCCUCGGACGUGGCCGAGCUCAUCUACAAGACGUCCCUCCACACCCGCCUGCUGCACCUGGAGGACGUCUACGUGGGCUUGUGCCUGCGCAAGCUGGGCAUCCAUCCGUACCAGAACACCGGCUUCAACCACUGGAAGAUGGCCUACAGCCUGUGCCGCUACCGCAGGGUCAUCACCGUCCACCAGAUCUCCCCCGAGGAGAUGCACCGCGUGUGGAACGACAUGUCCAGCAAGAAGCACCUCAAGUGUUAGCUUCCUUUGCCUUCUCCACGCCGUCUUUACUGACCAACUGAAUGCUGACGCCAACCACCUUUUUAUCUCAUCGUGACCUUUAUUGCGUUUCUUUUGGAAAUACGGUGCAGCCUCGGUUAGCGUACGCCCCGGGUUAGCAUACGCCCCGGUUAGCGUACGCGCCGCUUUUCUUAGCGUUCAAUGGAAAUGUUUGCCAAAAAUGUGUCUCUGCUUUGGUACGGCCCAAAUAAACGAGUCACGUGUCCAAACAAAGCAUCCUCGCUUCUCAGUCAACCACGGGUGGGGUUUCUUCUCGGGGCGGGACACUUUUACACAGGCAGGGGUGUCCAAACGGCCUCUGCCAAGCCGAGGAACGCGCAUUUUUCCAUUGCCAUUUUUGUUUUUUUGUUUGUUUUUUUUUUUUUAUUUUCCAAAUAAGCUUCCAAAAAGUCAACUUUCUUCUUCAAUCUUGGGAAAUGUUCUUUUCCAUUCUCAUACUUACCGAAUGUUAUCCUUUCAUUUGGGCUUGAUUGGAUUUAUUUCCCUUUUUUUUUGUUUGCUUUCUCAUGAUGUCACACCCUAAAAAAAAUAUUUUUUUUUUAAAAAAUGCAACUUUAUGCGACUACAAGGAUGUCAUUUUUCCUCAUAAUAUUACAAGUUUAUUCUCGUGAUUUGACAAUUUGAUUUGACAUUUUUUCUCUUAAUAUUUGGACUUUAUUCUUGGAAAAUUACUGCUCUUUUUUCCAUUUUUGCUGGGGUAUUUUUUGUUUUGUUUUUUAGUUUUCUUGCUAAAUGAUAUUUUUCAAAUGUACCAAGGGCCAAUAAAAAACAGACACAGGUCGCAAAUGGCCCCCGGGCCACACUUUGGACACCCCUGCUAUAGACAGACUCCAUCCAGGGAAUCCUUUAGUGUGUGUGUGUUUUGCUUGUUCAGAGAACACACACAACACAAUAAACAACUCUGUUUCGAUCUCCUUUCUUCCUCCUAAUAAGCAGUGUGUGUGUGUGUGUGUGUGUGUGUGUGUGUGUGUGUGUAGGGCUGCAAAAGAAGCCCCAUGACGCAAAAGAAGGCAGCAAGUGUGCAAGGAUGUUUGAUAAGGAAGGUGAGAAAGCAAAGUAGGAAGGUAGCGUGUGUUGCAACGCGAUGGGAAAGCAAAGGUUCCUAGUUAAGACGGGUUGCGGGG
Dunckerocampus dactyliophorus (ringed pipefish) is the source of this 2446-nucleotide messenger RNA. It is a transcript of the gene b3galt1b, whose product is annotated as UDP-Gal:betaGlcNAc beta 1,3-galactosyltransferase, polypeptide 1b. The transcript has 2 exons. NCBI's taxonomy places the organism in Eukaryota, Metazoa, Chordata, Actinopteri, Syngnathiformes, Syngnathidae. Gene Ontology annotation, cellular component: membrane. The record is from RefSeq and is a predicted model, not a curated record. Gene Ontology annotation, molecular function: N-acetyl-beta-D-glucosaminide beta-(1,3)-galactosyltransferase activity. The coding region runs from base 294 to 1283 and encodes 329 amino acids.